AUGGUAAUGCAACUGCAUAGGCCUUUUUGGAAAACAGCUUCCGAACGUAAAGCUGUUCAAGCAGGAGAUGUCGAAGAAGUCAGGCGUCUCAACACACUAGGUGCUGACUCCUUGCGGCUGUUGAGAAACUUCAGACAUUUUAAAUCUGGAUUUUCUCUACUUCAUUUAGCAGCAGAGUGUGGUAGUAUGGAGAUGAUUUCCCUCUUACAGAAGGUAAACUGCCAAAUCAACGCCCGGGACAAAGAACGUCGUACACCUCAGCACAUUGCAGUGUUGAAUGGACAAGCAAGAGCUGUGGAUACUCUUUUGAUACACGGUGCAAAUCAGAAGCUGACAGACAUGAAAAAUAAAACGUUGCUUUGCUGGGCAGUCGAAAGACAAGAUGGUCCAACAAUAGAAGUCUUGCUAAAAAACAUAAUAACACUGGAACAUGAUAAAAUGCUCAUUUACAGUGCUGUUGAAACAAUGUGCCAGACCAAACCAUUUUUCGUCAAAAACUGGGAAUAUGGUGCUAACCCGAACGCGAUACGAAUUUUUACAUCAGAUUCUGAAAAAGGUGAACAUUCAGUAGGAUAUACGGCACUUCACAUAGCAGUCGAAAAGGAAGAAUUCGAAAUCUUCCAACUUCUCUUACAGUAUGCUUUAUUUACACCAGCAGAACCGUGUGGAUUCACGCCUCUACAUAUUGCGGUUGAAAUCGGCAACGAGGACAUUGUAACUCUCCUUUUAAAUGCAGGGAUCCCUGUAAAUUCUCCGACAAAGACUGGAUUUAUUCCUCUUCAUCUGGCUGCACAAAAUCCAACGGAAGCAGGGAGCUUCGAAAUUGUGGAAAUCAUAUCUGAAAUAUCUUCUAAUCGGACCGGAGAAUGGCAAAAAGGCUAUUUUUCGUUAUUCGUGGCUGCAUAUCAUGGACGCGAGGCUGCACAACAGGGCCAUGAAAAUAUCGUCAAGAUUCUUUUGGAACACCAAGCGGAGGUAUAUCCAAAGUGUAUUACAGGAAAUGAUCAGUUCUCCACUCCUCUCAUUGCUGCUUGUCUUUCUGGACACGAAGCCAUCGUAGAAAUUCUUCUGAACCACGGAGCUGAUGUGUGGUUCUUUCAAAACAAUUUGAGGUUGGGAUUAACGCCCAUUUUUCAUGGGGUCGCUCAUUUCAAAACUAAAGCCUUUAAAUCACUUGUGAAGUUGGGAGCAUCGUUAAGUGCGAAGACUAGCAAGGGACAGUCUUUACUUCACUAUGCUAUUGAUGAAAAUAAAGAGAUUAUUUACCACAUAACGGAUCAUUUGAUCAGGCUGAUCUUGGAAUGCGGGGAAGACGUCAAUUUAAAAGAUUCAUUAAAUAUUUCAGCAUUCGAAAAAAUCUUGCACAGAAGAGCGUCUGUGGAUUCUGAUGACAGUGAAUACGACGAAGAAGCAGAAAUCAAUGGAAUACCCUACGAUUAUGAGCAAUUACUUAAACUUUUAUUGGAAGAAGGUUUCAACGUAAACACUCAAAUUGGUGAAUCUGCACAAACUAUUUUUCAUUUUGUAGCUGAAACAGUAAAUGCAAAAGUUGUAAAAUUGCUGUUACAACAUGAUGUUGAUGUUAAUCUUCUAGAUGGACAAGGACACACAGCUUUCCGUCAAUCUGUGGCAAAAGCUCGUCUCCUUCUGAGGGAUAUACGGAGAGAAUUAAGCGAAGACGAGAACGAAAAUCUUAUAAUUCGAGGCUUGCACGCUGCUGUUGUUUCUAAUGAUUUUUUGUUUGGCAGGUUUAUUUCGUAUAAUACCUCGAUGAUGUACAGGGAGUAUCAAGAAGCUGUUGAACUUUUGCGUAUAGUGACUAAAGGUUUAGCUAGAAUUCAAGCUUCUGGUGCAGAAUUAAAUUGA
This is a messenger RNA of Belonocnema kinseyi, 1866 nucleotides long. Its product is annotated as ankyrin-3-like. Gene Ontology annotation, molecular function: protein binding. The transcript is spliced from 7 exons. Bases 1 to 1866 code for a protein of 621 amino acids. NCBI's taxonomy places the organism in Eukaryota, Metazoa, Arthropoda, Insecta, Hymenoptera, Cynipidae. The record is from RefSeq and is a predicted model, not a curated record.